Molecule: messenger RNA, 2814 nt
Organism: Annulohypoxylon maeteangense
Lineage: Eukaryota; Fungi; Ascomycota; Sordariomycetes; Xylariales; Hypoxylaceae
Exons: 3
Coding region: 98-2659 (853 amino acids)
Source: RefSeq, a predicted model, not a curated record
AUUAUUAACUUAUCUCAGUGGAAAGCACUAGGGUUGACCAAUUACACUCUCCGAAUUCUUCCGGUAUCUUUCUAGAUCACCUAUAAUCUGCGUCAAGAUGUCGUCCCCGGAUAGCAGCGACUGCGACAGCGAUGUCACCGAACUCGAAACUGGUGUUGUUGACAUGAUUGAGGAGUUGACCGAAGUCAUCGAUGAGCAGGUCACUGAAGAGCCAAAUGUCGAAGGGAACGAAGAGGAAGACAAUGGACCAUCGCGCAUUCCAAAUCUGCUCAAGAACAUGUUAAACCUCACCCAGUACAACGAGGGAGACACCGGUCGUAACUACAAUAUCCUCAAAGAGAAGUAUGAUGAUCAGCUGAUGAUUAUCAAGGCCUACGGAAGACAGAUUGAGGAGAAGGUUAAGAUGAUAAGAUCGCUGAAGAAUCGAACCACCCGUGAGAGACGUAAACUCGAGAAAAGGACCAAGGAGUUGGAAGACCGAAUUAAUGGGAUCAGCGAACCUCCCGUGCCGUGGAGUCACAAGCUCAGAGAGUUCCUUCAGGGCGAAACAGGGGAUUACGGCACGAUUUUUCGCGACAGUUGCAAGCAGGAGAACAUGUCGCAGAAGAUGACGGUUCUUCAUCCCAGCUUAGGUCUACGGCAUGAAGUGGUAUCUGAACAGACCCUCCUACUUCGUCGCGAACGCGCGCGAAAUAAAUACGAUACAUCACCAGGCGACUUUCUAUCUCAUCGUCGAUUCAUGGCACUGAUCCUGCCGAGUAUCUUUAUUACUGUCCAGCCAAUAUAUCACCGUCUAUUAGGGCAACCAACAUUUCCGUUUGAGAGAUUGCCUGCUGAGAUUCAAGUCAAGAUCUUUGCCCGCGUUUUCGUAAAGAGUCCUCUUGUCCACUGCCUAUCUCGGCUGGACCCCCUGAACCCGCCCCUCCAGGAAGACUUUCCAAAGAAGGACACGAAAGGCGAAAGUCAAUUGCCAACCGGAUUCCAUUUCAGCACACGCCCAUGCCAAAUCGCACUAAUGCGCCGACCACAUGAUGUACUCGAUCCUCUCCUAGUUUGCAAAAGAUGGUACUACGUCGGGGUACACGCGUUUUACGGAGCAAAUACAUUCGCGUUUAGCUCAUUAGGCGAAUGGCAUCGUUUUUGCAACGGCAUUGGCAUGGCACGUGUGGAGAGGCUUGUGAAUGUCGAACUCAUGUGGCAUGGCUCUAACAUGCGUCGACAUAAGACGAGAAUCUCUCGUCGCUCGGUCGGGCUGUCCUGGUUUACUAAGACGAGACGUCUUCGGACACUUGUAGUGCACAUCCAGGAGUCGGCGAAAGAUAGGAGGAGAAGGAAAUACGAGAACCCGGAUAAGGUAUGGAAUUCUGAAGAUGACGAUGACGAUGACGACGAUUAUGAAGAGGAAGAGGAAGAGCAGCUCUUCGUCAGCGAGAAUGGUAGUAACGGCAAUUACGGCAACGGCCGCAAAGGUAAUCGCAGCAAAGUUAAUAAUAACAGGGAUAAUCACAGCGACGAUGAGGACACUUGUCGCCCCUCAGACGUACCAUUCAAUCCCGUUGCUGCGCUAAUGAAGGAAAACAAAAACCGCCAAAAGCUCCGAUCAAUGCGAACGGUACAGGGUAUGGAUUACAUUUACCAGCUCCGCGGCAUGAAGUGGAUUCGCUUCAAAGAGCGUGACGGCGUACAAAAACGACAGUCGAUUCUAGACCCAUCAUUCCUCGAAGACAUAGGAAGAGCCGUGACUCAGCCAAAGCGCCGAAGCGCAGAGAUCAAGAGCGAGCUCAAAUACUUAUUACCCCUGAAGGGCCUCGAAGACUGGAUUCCAUCGGAGAAGGAUAUGAGAAUCGUCGAGGCCUUCUAUGAUGAAUCACCUAAUGUGGACUGGGCUUAUGGCUAUGGGAACUCCGAUGAUGAAGACCUUGCUGAAGAUGAUUUGGAAAGCGACUACGAAAGUGUUGCUGGGUCAUUAUUGGAUGACGAAGAUGACCCAGUGCCUCCUGGGUCUCCAGAGACUCUUAUGACACCACCUGCUACUCCUCCCAAUCGAGCUGAACAAUACAGACAGAAGCGUGAUGACAAAGCUAGUGAAAAUGCUAGCGAUGAUGACGACAGAUCAAGUGGCCUAUUUGUGAGCUCGCGUUCCAAUUCAACUAUCACCCCUUCGGAGAGAAUGGAAGUAGACAAGGAAGAGCCCCCUGGAAACGGUGAUGGGAAUGCAUUAGGCAAGAAUUUAGAGAAUAAUCCACACCCUGAUCCAGGUCUUAGUUUUGGUAGCGCUGGUCCCUUAGAUCCGAUUACAAUCGAUCUCACAGGCGACGACGACGAAGAGUCACUCUUCGUCCCCACAUCCUCGCCGGGCAGAUCUGUCAAGAUUGAGCCUGCCGAUGGCCAUUCCCGAGGCCCAUCCAUCGACCCAACGACGCCAAACCAGAAUAAUAACGACGAUGAUAGUGAUGAGUCAACCGGAUGGGACUAUGAAUCUGAAAGCGACAGAUUCUACCAGGAAGAUACCCCGCCCGGAGACGAUGAACUUCUUAUCCAAGAACCAAUUCCUCCUCCUCGUCCCCCGCGCAAGCGACCGAGCAAGAAGAAUUCUGAGAGUGGUGGAUCGUCGACGAAACGCCGAAAAUUGAAUUCGUCAACUAAAUCCAAGGGUUAAUUCCUUACAGUGCAUUUCAUCCGGAUGGUAUCGGCCUUAGUUCAAUGACCUAGAUUCUUCAUCACACUUUAUCUACCGGUCCCAAUUUGUUAUUGACUAAGAAUCUUGAUCUGCUGAAAUUUCGCUGGAAAUAUCACUAGCAUAUCCAAAGGCAA